GACAAACAGUCUGCACGUGCUCAGAAUAAUGGAGAGUAAACCUAAAGUAGCCAAAGUGGAGGUAAUAUGCACUUACAGCUUAAAAUAAUGAUAAAUGCAAACUUUCUGAUGCUUGAUGUUACCUUUAGGAGUCCUCUAAUGGGAUGGAAGUCGAUACAGCUGCAUCUAAUCAUGUCGAUGAUAGCAAGGAACAAAGUUUGAAGCAAGCUUCUUCGACAGCGUCUGGUUCGAGGCCUCCUGCUUCUGAAAUGACAAGUGCUGAUUAUUAUUUUGAUUCUUACGCACAUUUUGGUGAGUAGUGCUUGCUUUGGUGUUCUUUGUUGUAACUAGGGAUACUUUGCUAAUGGUUACUUUUUUGGUCAUUACAUGUAUGAUUGGAUUGGAUCGACUUGUGCCUUAUCAGGGAUCCAUGAGGUUAGUUGGUGCAUAUUUUCCUAUCGUUCACCAGUUUCACGAUUUAUUCUCCACCCUGGCUUAGAAUGUCACGUUACGAUACGAUGUAAUAGUGGUAAACUUUCACUUGAUGCAGGUGUAAACCUCAGCGUGAACUGUAGCAUACAGUUGCUAGUUAUAAGUUUAACUACUUAAACGUUUACCAGAUCUGUCUGGCAUGUUGUUUAAAUUUAACGCCUAUUUGGGCUUAAAUCACCUUUUUUCCAGCAGUAUCGGAUUAAAAGUCGACAGUUAAACGUAGAAGACUAUCAUACUUGAUUUUGUCUACAAGCGAGGCUAUGCAUGCAUGAUAUGAUGUAGGAAUAGUGAAGGAUGAUAAACCUCUCAAACACAACUUGAAAACCGUCUCCGUUCUAUAUUUUUUUAGCUGUAACAUCAGGUGUCACUCACUCAGGAAAACCCUUUUGACAUGGAAAGCGUGUUGCGGAAGAGGAUUAGACAUGCUUGUCGACUACUGCUACGCUAAAGUCUCAAUUUUCUCCUAGUACCAUAGCAAUUUUGAACCAACAAAUGUUAUGACUUAGAGCAGCCUUGAAAUUGUGAAAAUUUUAUGUUGAAUUUUUAUGAUGCUUACUCUUCAAGGUGAACACUUUCUAGAGUAUAGAUUCCCUGAAAUAUUUCAAGUAGCUCAUGUGAUAACUUGGAGUUCAAUGCUGAUUCAUAGGUCACAAGGUCUCAAAAUUACAAGAGUUCUUUCUAUGUAGCAUUAUAUUUUUUACAAUGUUCUCUAUUGCUCCCCAACAGGAAAUGAUCAAGGAUGAAGUUCGUACAACAACAUAUCGCAAUGCAAUGUACUAUAACAAGCACUUGUUUCGGGAUAAAGUAGUUCUUGAUGUGGGCUGUGGAACUGGAAUUUUGUCCAUGUUUGCUGCAAAGGCUGGUGCAAAACAUGUGUAUGCUGUGAGUGAUUUCUUUUGUUUGCAGUUAUAAACAAGAAUCAGUAGCUUUUACAGUAGUUUGACCAUUGAUUGGUAAAUAAUGUAAUUUUUUAAUUUCCACUAUUACCUGUACCAAGAGUGUUUGUUUAACUUGUAACUUUUCCAAAGGAAUCAGUGAGGAGUAUAGCCUUAUGGAUUCUUUAGUGGCAAGGAUUUCAUAGUGCACUUCCUAACUUUUAGGCUGCCUUUAGCACUUUUCGAUGCUUCCCAGACAACUUUCCUGUAACAUCUUUUUCAGAGAAAUGUUCUCAAACUAAAGAAAUUUAGAGCCAGUUAAAGGAUAGAGCUAAUCACAUUCCCUUGCUUAAGGAGUAGGUUUGGGAAUAGGGGGCUGGGGAAGAAUAAAACAAAUUUAAAACUUACCAUUACUUAGAACCAUGAUAUAACCUCUUUCACUAUUUGACAGCCUAUUAUGUAAUUCCUAAACAUAAGGUAAAUUCAACAAACAAAUGUUCAGAUUGUGGCUUUAUAAAAAGAACAUUCAGCAAAUCAGUCUUUUUCUCAAAAGUCACAACAAAACCUCAGUUCUAUAACAGUCAUAAGAUAGCAAAUUUCAAAUUCAAUGAAGGUCUCAGUUGAUAAUUUUAUAAAUUAAAUUAGUUUCAAAUACUUAGCUUUUUUUAUAUGAUUUUCUAAGGAUGAUUAUGGGUAUUGAGUUGUAUCCUGCUUAACAUUGCUUUUUGUCCCAAAAUUCUCAUAAAAUCAGGACACCCAUGAGAUUGAUUGCAUUGCUAAUUUAAAGAUUGUGUUUAUUAAUACUUUGCUUCCAUCUGGGUUAUUAACUGGAGGAUAAUGCUUCAUUGAGGGUGGGGUAUCAUCCAGUGAAUAUGGAGAAUGCAUAACUGGCAAUUGGAGUUGUGAAACCUUUUAUCAUAUUCCCUGUGUGUUAGCUCUUGUUCACUAAAGUUCUUAUUUAUUGAUUCAAUUUACAUACAGUCAAUUUGUAUUUAUUGCAUUGUAACAGGUUGACUUCUCUUCAAUCAUUGACUACAGUAAACAGAUAAUCAAGGACAAUAAUUUCGAAGAAGGUAUGACUUGUAUACAAAUAUGACAUAAACUAUAUUUUAUUUAUACUUCAUAUGCUAUACAUACAUGUAUAUACUAUAUAUAAUAUUGAUAAGACUUGCAAAGCUGCUUUCUUCCAUUUGUACAAUAUGAGAAGAAUCAGGAAAUUUCUCAGUCUGAUAAUGUGAAAACCUUGGCAAAUGCCUUUGUAACAAGCCGCCUUGAUUACUGUAACAGUAUCCUUUUUGGCUUAACUGCCUGUGAACUGUAAAAACUCUAGCUUAUUUAAAAUACAGCUGCUAGGCUCCUCUGCAAGGUACAGUACAUUGAUUCAAUCAAAUUUUCCUCUAUUUUGAUAAAUCUCUAUUGGCUGCUUGUAAAAUAUGAUAUUGGGUUUCAGAUAUUACUUCAUGGACUUGCCUCUGUGUAUUUCACUGAGCUCAUUACUUUAAAACCUUUAUCUAGAUAUAAUCUCAGAUAAUCUAAUGAACUCUUACUGCAGCCACCUAGGAUAAAGACUUGGCACAUGCUCAGUUACCAAAGUUUUACCAUGGCAAUGCCAGUGCUUUGAAACUAACUACCAUUGGAAUUUUGUAGCGCAAAUAACAUGCACAUCUUUAAGUCAGUGUAUCUAUCGUGUGUUGCUUUUGAUCUUUAACAUAUUUAUGUAGUUAAGAUUUUGUCCUUUCAAAUGGUGUAAGGAACUGCCAAAUCCAUUCAUACCUGACUGUAAAUAGUAGGAAUAUUUAUAGAUAAGCCAUUUUGUAACUUAAGUUUAUUAGAUUUUAUUUCAAAAAUAUUGUAAAGUGUUGAAGAGUAUCUACCCAUGGAAUCCCAAUACUAUAAGAGUAUUAAGUUAUUAUGAUUAUUAUAAACUGAAUACCGUAUUUACCCAUGUAUAAUGUGCACCCCAAUUUUUGACCAAAUUUUUCUUAAAAAAAAGGUUUCACAGCAAAAAACAUGUUAAUUCUUCCUACAAUAUUUAUUGAGAUAACAAUACUUGCAUUACAAAAACUUCGAAAUUGCUUAUGUACUGGUAACUAACUAAUUACAAAAAGGUUGAAAAUGAUAACAAACAGCCUUGCAAAAAAAGAGUUUCUAUGCGAAAAAACCUACAAAAUCGGACUUGAUUCUGACUCAAAAAGUUGGUUGAAAUCAAGUUCACUAUUAUUUAUAUUGUCCUCGGUUGAAUCGUAGACCAUAUUGUCUUUGGAACCAUCUAAAUUGUUCAUAAUGUCACAUUUCAAAAAAGAAUUAAUUAUCAUUGCUGCAGGAAUAUCACUCCAUGCCUUCACAAUCCAUAAGCAAAUUGGUUCCUCUGACAGCUUUCUUAUACAACCAGUUGGCAUAAAUUCGUAGAUUCUGUCAGCCAUCCAAUCCAUUCAUUGUUCUUUGACUCAAUCCUUGAGGGGCUUGUUUAAAGAGACAUCCAAAGGCUGCAAAAGUGAGGUUAAACCUCCAGGAAUUACGGCAAGGUUGGUGUUUUCUCGUUUGAGGGACGCUUUCACCAUGUCAGUCAAGUGGGCCUUGAAUGUGUCAUAAACAAGCAGGCUACGUAUGCAAAUUAGGAUGUGCUUGACAAACAAUAGAAUCCAUGUAUAAUACGUGCCAUGAUUUUGGUGGAUAUUUUGAUAGAAAAAAGUGCAUAUUAUACAUGGGUAAAUACAGUAUUGAUUUUUAAGAGUAUCCUUUGUUUAGCUUUACUGCAGUAGCUCAUUUUCCCCAGCUGUUAUGUUACAUUUUCGGGAUCUUUCUUCAGAGUGCAUAGCAUACAUGUACAUGUACUUUAUUACCCCAGCCUUUUUAAUGUUCUUUGAAUUGAAAUUAUAAUUUCCAACAAGAACAUUUUUGAUCAAUUACUGUAUAAAAUAUGUUUGUAUAUCUUUAAAACUUUGAUUUAUGAUUUGAAUACUCUUUUAGUAUUUGUUGUGUAUAUUUUUUAAAGUUGAUUUUUAUAUUUGAAUCUUGACUUUAACUCAUUUUGAUUUAUUUGUUUUAGUGAUCACCCUCAUCAAAGGUAAAAUAGAAGAAAUUGAACUGCCUGUUGAACAGGUUGAUAUCAUCAUCAGCGAGUGGAUGGGUUACUGUCUUUUAUAUGAGUCCAUGUUGGAUACAGUUUUAUUUGCUCGUGAUAAAUGGCUGGUAAUUGCAAGCCUUGUAUAAUAUAAAAGACCUUCAUUUGUUUGUUUUGGUAAAUUAAACAGAAACCCUGGAAAAAUGGUGCAGUAGAUUUUGAAUCAUCUGCCUGAAUUAGCUCAGAGAAUUAUGGUGGUUUAAGGGUUUUUGGUAUAAGUACAUGAACAGAUAAACUGGGAGAAGAGUUGUUCCUGUUUGAAAGUAACAUUUAUUUUCAAAAAUCUGGAUAGCUUUUGGAAUACCUUUGAAAAUUUUUGGACACAAGGUGUUAUUAUUAAAGAAUUUUAACAACAACUUUGAAAACAUUUUGUGGCUGGUUAAAAAAAUGUUUUUCAAUUAACUGAUUUCUAGCUGAAGCAUAUAUCAUUUUAACUUUCCUCUUUUCAUUUAUUUCUUGUAGAAACCAGGGGGACUCUUGUUCCCAGACAAGGCACAAUUGUAUCUCUGUGCUAUUGAGGACAGGCAGUACAAAGAAGACAAAAUUUAUUGUAAGUGAAAAUAGAAUUGUUGAUUACAUUUACAGUACAUUAAUUUAGGGAAGGAAGCACUAACAUACUAGCCAGCAGCAGCCUUAAAUGCUUAAAGAUAGGUAAAAAUGGCAAUAGUGAUGCCCUGGCAGGCAAGCCAAAACAUGCAAUAAGUUCUGCUCAGGCACUUGUUAAGGCACUUGUUAAGGUAGCACCAUCAAGUUUUAGCCUGAUUAUGUUAUGUGCACCAGCAUUGUAUUUUUAUUGAGAAUUUGUUAUGUUUUCUGUCUUCAAGAUCCCUAAAAAUGACCAAAAUGUAAUAAACAAAAUUCUGACUGUUAUUUUCUGUAGUUGUAGGUAGUGAAAACUAAUAGCACUACAGUCAAACCUUGAUUAUCCAGACCUUGAUCCUCUGGACUUUUCCUCUGGUCCCAAUUUUGUCAUGAAUAUUUAUUAGUCGUGAUCAAGAUCCAUAGCCAUAUUCUUUUUAGAACUAUAGUGUUGAGAAGCAAAGUAAAGGCGAGUUUGUUUCACUUUCAAGAAGCAAAAGCAGUGCUCUCACGUUGUAACUAAUGUUUUAAAAAGUGUUUAUUAUGGAUGAAAAGACAGAACAAUGUUGACGCCAUUCAGAUUAUGCAGCUUUGGAGAAUGCUGGAACUCUCUAUGCACAUGUGAUGUUCCUCUUUAAGACAAACUGACCUACUUCAACAUUUUAGGCCUAUGUAAAAACGUUUUUCAUGAAUUUUUAUUGUUAAUACACGUGUAGAGGUAUUCACAACGCACAGUGAAGAUGUAGACCAUUUUUUUUUCAAAACGAUUUCUAAAUGUUUUGUUUCACGAUUAGCAGUCGCUUUCUUAAUUUAAUCAGUUUUUGUUCCUCAUUAAUAUUCAUAUUCACAAUUAUUCGGACUUGAUUAUCUGGAAUAUUUUGUCUAGUCCCAAUGAGUCCAAAUAAUCCAGGUUCAACUGUAUAUGUCGUUACACAAAUGAUCACUUCCUAUUUCUUUUACAGGGUGGGACAAUGUUUAUGGCUUUGAUAUGAGCUGUAUCAGGAAAGUUGCCCUGACAGAGCCUCUUGUGGAUGUGGUGGAGGCUAAGCAAGUAGUUUCUAAUUCCUGUCUCGUAAAGGUAAAUUCCAAAGGAGAUUGGCUUAUUGAACACAUGAUUUUUAAAAUAGUAUUUAAACUAUUUUUUCUUUGUUCCUUGCUGUAGGAAAUUGACUUGCAUACUGUGAAGAAAGAAGACUUGUCGUUCAGUGCACCUUUUCAGCUGUAUUGCAGGCGGAAUGAUUAUGUCCAUGCGCUUGUUGCCUUCUUUACCAUCGAAUUCACACAUUGUCACAAGAGAACUGGGUUCUCAACCGGUAAAUCUUUUCUGCUGAUUGUUAAAAUACAUGUAAAGCUGUCACAACUAGAAAAAUAUUUUCUUUCUUCGUGGCUUAUCAACAUCUCUUGCUAGAUAAAUUUGUUUGAGAAAGAAAAUGUAUCAAAUGGUCUAGGAAUAACUGCUUCCACGACUGAUCACGAACAAUUUUCCCAAGUAAUGCAAAGAACCAAUCACAACCUAAAGGGAACCAUUUCUCAAGAGUACAUAGUCAGAGGUUUCAUUUAAGUUGGGGCUCUACAUUUUGUUAGGGCAGUUUUUGACCCCAUUCUUUUCCUUGUUCAGCUCCAGACUGUCACUACACUCAUUGGAAGCAGACAGUCUUCUAUCUUCAAGACUAUCUCACAGUCAAGUAUGGUGAAGAAUUAUAUGGAGAUUUCAAAAUGCAGCCAAACCCCAGGAAUAAUGUAAGUUCUUGAUCUGAAGGGUCAUCUGCAAUAGGUUUGUCACUCUAUUACAUGUAUAUUCAUUGUCUGUUGGCCAUUGGCCUUAGCAUGUAACUUGUGCACCAGCCUGUGCCAUAGUUUUUCAUAGGUUUUAUUACAAAGGGCUUAGGGCUUACGUGUUUGUUAUCUAAAAAAAGCUCUGAUUUCUUGGUAUCAGCGUUCAAGUAGAAUUUGAAAAACCUCUCUCCAAAAAUGUUUUUUUCUUUUGUAGAUGCCUUCUCUUAACUCUCACUUUCCAUUAGAAAUAAUUCAUUUAAGUCCUUCUCUCCGCCCCACUCUCUUUUUGUUACAAAUUUAAUCGAAAGUGAGUCAGUCCAAAAAAAACAGGAAAAUGGAUGACUUAUGGUGACCUAUUUAGGUGCUAGAUACUCUGAAUAACGAGCGCUUGUUAUUACGUUGUGUGAACUGUCCUUGCCAUUAUGCAUUACCUUCAGUGUAUAUUGGGUUAAGAUUGGUGGCUGGAAAAUUGCCAUUAUUUGUGGGUGUAGGUAUCUCAACCAAAUGAACCCGUUCAUCACUAAAAGCAGAAAGUCAAUCUACCGCAAGUGACAGUCCAACAAUAACCAAUAUAUAAACAAAACCCUCGAGUUAAUUUAUUUCUUUAUUCUCAAUUCGUUUCUGCAUGCUAGAUUUUAAAACUGUGAGGAGAACUUGUAACAGGAAACUCGUUAUUAGUUAAAAAAAACCUUCAAGAACUAAUAAAACUACUUGUUUCUCCUGUCCUUACCCCAUUUCAUUACUCAGCAACUUAACGUGUUAAUCCUUCUUUUUCUCAUAGCGUGAUUUGGAUUUCACAAUCAGUGUAAACUUCAAUGGAGAGCUUUGUAAUUACCAAGCUUCAGACAACUACAGGAUGCGAUAGUAUAAGAGUGAAAGCCUCUACUUGUACAGUAACAAGACGAUAUUCUUAAUAUAAAAGAUGCUGCUGGUUAGCAUGUCGUUAGUAGAGCAUAUGUUGUUUAUGAUAUCAAUACCAGAUUACAGAAUCACGUUUAUGAAGGAAACGUCAGCAUCUUCUAGCUGUAGUGUUGCCAGUUAAGCACUGUAAGAAGUCUGUCUUCAUUCAAGCACUAGAGGUAGAGCUUCUUUUAAACGUACCUGGCAAAUUGCUGACAAACUCGAUAAAGACACAACGAACACAGUGACUAUGUUGGUGAUGUUAUAACCUGAUGGCAAUGAAGGGCAGGAGAUGGAUUAAGGAAAUUAUGAAAUAGAUCGAUCAAAUUGUUGUAUGGAGACUGGCAGGGACCAUUGGCAAAUAACAGAUGUAAUGCGUUUAUCACUGGAAGACAAAAAUUCGAAAUUGAAUCGUACUAAGCCAUUCGAAAAAAAAAUGAAUGUUGGGCGUCAUUAUUUUAAUAUUCUUUGUCUCUCUACGGGUUUCGUUUGGUGUCAUCAGGCAGUUUUCUCUACAGACAGUUUUAUUUGUUCCAUUUUCAGGCAAGAGCACUUCAAAUACAAAUUGCUUUUUUGUUAUCUCCGUCCCAUUUAGUUCUGUCUUGGUUAGUUUAGCUUGUUUAAAUUUUUCUUAUUUACCUGAACUAACAUUUAGCCUUGGUAAAUCAACUCUCCAUGAGCGUUUAUUAUGAAAUAGUUUAAAUUACUGCGACAAUGUAAGCCAAUAAAAAUGUAUUACCCUACGAUUCCUAGUGUAAUAAUGCUGAACUUUCACUCUACCCGCUAGACAGGUAGUAGUACUGAUACAUGUGUUACUGACCAAGCAGGAGGUCAAGAUUGCUGGAUAUCGGCCAAGUUC
Molecule: messenger RNA, 8584 nt
Organism: Pocillopora meandrina
Lineage: Eukaryota; Metazoa; Cnidaria; Anthozoa; Scleractinia; Pocilloporidae
Source: the annotation of a GenBank genome assembly